Physella acuta is the source of this 1097-nucleotide messenger RNA. Its product is annotated as serine protease 28. Gene Ontology annotation, molecular function: serine-type endopeptidase activity. Lineage: Eukaryota; Metazoa; Mollusca; Gastropoda; Physidae. The record is from RefSeq and is a predicted model, not a curated record. Gene Ontology annotation, biological process: proteolysis.
CAAUAUUGUUGAUAGUCUGGAACCUUGGUACUUUCGCAUUCAAUAAAGAUCGUAAGAAAGAUCAGGAUUAUGAUUUAUCCGGUACUGCCAUAGAAUGUUCAACACAGAGAGCCUCUAUCUUCUGCUGAUUGGGAGACCACCAACGAUUGUUCUAAUGGUGGUUCUAUCCUCGACUAUCCGCAGCUACCGCCACGGGGCGGUGGGGUGUGAGGUGACAGCCGCCCCCGACAAGGGACUGGAGUGGUACAAGGCCGAAUACGACAACGUCAUGCUGAAGAUGAGAAACUUCUCGCAGGACCCCAAGAUACACCUGAAAUUCAGCGAGGACUGCGGCCUGUCUGCGGUCAACCCGUCCAGCCAGAUCAUCCACGGGAUGGACGCCCCCGCGGGCGCCUGGCCCUGGCAUGUGGUCGUGUACGGCGAGACGGGCUCCCGGUGCGGGGGGAGUUUGAUCUCCAACCGUUGGGUGUUGACGGCCGCACACUGCUACAAAGCUGGUGUGUCCUACCAAGUGGUGGCUAAUCUGACAGACGGCAACGUGCUGAUCAACAGGAACCUCAAAGCUGCCGUGUGGAUCGACGUGGAAGAGUUUUACGUCCAUGAAGACUACACGAACAUCCCGACGUUUUUUAACGAUAUAGCUUUGAUUAGGCUAGCGUCAGACGUGACAUUCUCUAAAGCGGUCAGGCCCAUCUGUUUGCCGAGGGAGAGCAUGCAAGGCCAAAAAGAUUGUUUUGCGAUAGGAUGGGGGACCACGAUAGACCAAACACCCUAUCAGUUUCCCACACAUUUAAAGCAGGUCAAGGCCAAGGUCAUGAACCAGAGGCUGUGUCAUUUCAUCUACUCGAUCACCAGCUUUGGGAUGGACGAUAAAAGUUUUUGUUUAGACGUGGACACGGGUCUGGGGGUCUGUAGCGGGGACUCCGGGGGGUCCCUGAGCUGCAAGAUAGGGGACAGGUUCUACGUGGCGGGGGUGGUGUCGUCGGCAAUCAAGUGUGACGGGCAAGUGUUUCCGGUGAUUUUCCAAUCAGUGUUUCCUCAUCUGUCUUGGAUCAAGAAAACUAUACAGAACAACACGCCCUUAGGGAUUUGAAGAU